GCGCUGCCCCAGGCGGUCGGCUACGUCGUGGUCGUGGUCAUCGGCUUCAUCAUCGCCUUCCUCAUGGUGCUCGCCACGUACGUGCUGAAGAAGACGGCGGGCGAGGACAACCGCAAGACGGAGAUGUUCAUGACGGCGAACCGGUCGGUACGGACGGGCCUGACCGCGUCCGCCGUCGUGUCCUCGUGGCUCUGGAGCACCGCCAUGCUGGGCAGCACGCUGGUCGGCUACAACUUUGGCGUUGCCGGUCCGUUUUGGUUCGCUGCGGGGUGAGUUCUGGACACGAUCUAUGUAUGUUUGUGGCCGGAACUGAUCGACGGAGCUUUUGGUUGUGAUUUGAUGUUAUAGCUGCUCGCCCAUGAUUGUUUUCUUCUCCCUGCUCGGCAUCGCGUGCAAACUGCGAGUCCCUGAAGCCCACACGCUGCUCGAGAUCGUCCGGAUUCGCUACGGAAAGCUCGGUCACAUCGUGUGGAUUGUCCUGUGUCUCAUCAACAACAUCAUCGCCGUGGCGAACAUGCUGCUGGGCGCGAGCGCUGCCAUCACCGCCUUGACCGGAAUGCACAUCAUCGCGGCUACCUUCCUGCUGCCAGCCGGUGUCGUGCUGUACACCUUCGUGGGCGGCAUCAAGGCAACCUUCCUGACGGACUAUUUCCACACCUUCGUCAUCACCAUCAUCAUCUGCUUCUUCACCAUCAAGACGUUCGCGACGCCCGAGAUCUCGUCCAUCGGGCACUUGUGGGAGCUCAUCGCUGCCGCUGGCAAGCAGCACCCCGUCGAUGGCAACCAGGAUGGUUCGUACCUGACCAUGACGAGCAAGGGGGCUAUCCUCUUCGGCAUCAUCCACAUCCUGGCCAACUUCGGACUGGUGAUCAUGGACACCGGCUUCUUCGUCAAGGCCUUCAGCGCCGCCCCGCACGCCGUGGUCCCGGGAUACAUCAUCGGCGGCAUCGCCUAUUUCGCCAUCCCCUGGUGUCUGGGCACGCUGAUGAGCUUCAGCGCGCUGUCGCUCGAGGGAUCCGCCAGGUUCCCGACCUUCCCGCGGCGCAUGACCAGCGCGGAGGUGUCGAACGGGCUCGUGCUCCCGUACGCGGCCAUCGCCAUCGCGGGCAAGGGGGGCGCGGCGGCGGUCCUGCUCAUCACCUUCAUGGCGGUCACGUCCACCAUCUCGGCGCAGGUCAUCUCGGUGUCGUCCAUCAUCAGCUUCGACAUCUACCGGCAGUACAUCAACAAGCGGGCGACCGACGGCGACGUGAUCCGCUGGACCCACAUCGGCGUCGUCUCCUUCGGCCUCUUCUCGGCCUGCUUCUCGACCGCGCUGCACUACGGCAACGUCGACCUCGGCUGGACGCUCUACAUGCUCGGCGUGCUGACGUGCCCGGGCAUCUUCCCGACCGUCUUCACCAUUCUGUGGCGGCGGCAGUCCACGCUGGCGGCCGUCGUGUCGCCGCUGCUGGGGCUGGCCACGGGCAUCGCCGUCUGGCUGGGCAGCGCGCAUGCGCUCACCGGCGAGGUUUCGGUCGCGUCGACUGGCCAGACGCUGCCGUGCGUCUACGGCACCGUCGCCUCGGCGCUCAGCCCGGCGCUGUACUCGGUCGUCUUGUCGCUCGCCCGGCCGGCCAACUUCGACUGGGCCGACUUCCGCAAGGAGAGGCUCGCGUUCGAUGUCCCUCCGAGCAGCAGCACGAGUGAGGGAACGGGGCUCUCGGACGAAGAGGAAGCGGCGCAGCGGGAGAGCUACAAGGCCAACAAGGCCAAGUUCAAGCACUGGGGCAAGAUCUCGGCCGCAUGGUCUCUGGCGACAUUCUUUGGGCACUGGGUUCUCUGGCCGCUGCCCAUCUACGCGUCGGGAUACGUCUUCUCCAAGACGUUUUUCGAGGCCUGGGUCGUGGUCUCCAUCAUCUGGGUCUGGGGCACCAUGCUGGUCGCGGGCUUCUUCCCAAUCAUCGACGGACGGGCGCAGAUCAUGCAGGUCUGGAGAGGGCUGUGGGGGUCUUCCACGGGUGAGAAGAGGCUCGAUGCCGUGCCGGCGUCGACGGGGACUGCUACGCCGGUGGCAGUAUUUGAUGAUGCGAGCAGCAAGGAGAAGGAGAAGGAGAAGGAGAAGGAAAAGUCCUUCAAUGGAUGAUCCGAGCUAAGGUUUUGCACUGGGAGAUUGGAGCCUUUAGAUGUUGUGGUACGAUGGAGUAGACCUAUUCCGUAGACGCUGGAAUCUUGCAAGAGCGACAGAAAUAAGUGCAUUGGGGGGGAGCGGGGAUAGAGAAACAUGGAACUACCUACCUUAGCGCCUUAGCGCGCUUAGGGGGGUACUAGUACUCCGCAAAAUGAUUCCUAUUACAGUUUUGAAGGGACAAGACAGUUUUCUAGCUUGCAAUUUGGUUUGUACCGUUCAAACGUUCAUUAUCACUAUUGUAGAGCUAAGACCAUUAAAUACUAUAAGUACCAGUUAAAUAGAACAGAGAGG
Thermothielavioides terrestris NRRL 8126 is the source of this 2461-nucleotide messenger RNA. RefSeq lists its product as uncharacterized. Bases 359 to 2125 code for a protein of 588 amino acids. Gene Ontology annotation, biological process: urea transmembrane transport. Gene Ontology annotation, cellular component: plasma membrane. Lineage: Eukaryota; Fungi; Ascomycota; Sordariomycetes; Sordariales; Chaetomiaceae. Gene Ontology annotation, molecular function: urea transmembrane transporter activity. The transcript has 3 exons. The record is from RefSeq and is a predicted model, not a curated record.